GCCUGGUGGUGGUGGUGGUGACCACAGAACUGACCUAGGGGUCCCGCUCUCUCCCCUUCUCAGCACCAGCAGACACCAUGUGGCUCAAGGUUCGCACCAUGGACGGGAAAGAGGCCCAUAUUGUGAGCUCCCUGUCCAGGCUGACCAAGGUGGAAGAGCUGAGGAAGAAGAUUGAGGAGCUUUUCAACGUGGAGCCAGGCCUGCAGAGGCUUUUCUACAGGGGCAAGCAGAUGGAGGACGGCCACACUCUGUUUGACUAUGACGUUCGCAUCAAUGACACCAUCCAGCUCCUGGUCCGGCAGAGCCUGGUGCUGCCCCCCGGCAGCUGCAGCAGCAGCAGCAGCAGCAGCAAGGAGCGGGACUCGGAGCUCUCGGACACGGACUCCGGCUGCUGCCUGGGCCAGGGCGAGUCCGACAAGUCCUCCAACAGCGGCGAGGCCGCCAACGAGGCAGAAGGGAAGGCGGAUGAAGACGUGUGGGACGAGACGGAGCUGGGCCUGUACAAGGUCGGCGAGUAUGUGGAUGCGCGGGACACAAACUCAGGCGCGUGGUUCGAGGCCCAGGUGGUCAGGGUGACGAGGAAGGUGCCGUCCGAGGACGAACCCUGCAGCUCCACCUCCAGCUUGCUGCCCAAGGACGACGUUGUCUAUCACGUGAAAUAUGACGACUACCCGGAGGACGGCGUGGUCCAGAUGAGCUCGCGGGACGUCCGGGCUCGCGCCCGACACAUCCUCAAGUGGCAGGAGCUGGAGGUGGGCCAGGUGGUGAUGCUCAACUACAACCCCGACAACCCCAAGGACCGCGGCUUCUGGUACGACGCGGAGAUCCUGCGCAAGCGCGAGACGCGGACGGUGCGGGAGCUGCACGCCAACGUCAGGAUGGGGGAUCACUCUAUCGAUGACUGUCGGAUCGCCUUUGUGGACGAAAUUUUCAAGAUUGAGCGCCCAGGCGAGGGGAGCCCCGUGGUGGAAAACCCGAUGAGAAGGAAGAGCGGGCCCUCCUGCAAGCAUUGCAAGGACGACGAGAAGAAGCCGUGCCGCAUGUGCGCCUGCCACCUGUGCGGGGGCAAGCAGGACCCUGACAAGCAGCUCCUGUGCGACGAGUGCGACAUGGCCUUCCACACGUACUGCCUGUGCCCGCCCUUGUCCAGCGUCCCCAGCGAGGAGGAGUGGUACUGCCCCGAGUGCCGGAUCGACUCCAGUGAGGUGGUGCAGGCAGGGGAGAAGCUGAAGGAGAGUAAGAAGAAGGCAAAGAUGGCGUCGGCCACAUCGUCCUCGCAGCGGGACUGGGGCAAGGGCAUGGCGUGCGUGGGCCGCACUAAGGAGUGCACCAUCGUGCCAUCCAACCACUACGGACCCAUCCCAGGCAUCCCCGUGGGCACCAUGUGGAGGUUCAGAGUCCAGGUCAGUGAGUCGGGGGUCCAUCGACCUCACGUGGCAGGCAUCCACGGCCGGAGCAACGACGGGGCAUACUCUCUGGUCCUGGCUGGGGGCUAUGAGGAUGACGUGGACCACGGGAACUCGUUCACGUACACAGGCAGCGGUGGGCGAGAUCUUUCCGGCAACAAGAGGACUGCAGAACAGUCUUGUGAUCAAAAACUCACCAACACCAACAGGGCGCUGGCUCUGAACUGCAGUGCUCCCAUCAACGACCGCAAAGGGGCCGAGGCCAAGGACUGGAGGGCGGGGAAGCCGGUCCGGGUGGUGCGCAACGUCAAGGGCCGCAAGCACAGCAAGUACGCCCCAGCUGAGGGCAACCGAUACGACGGCAUCUACAAGGUGGUGCGGUACUGGCCCGAGAAGGGGAAGUCCGGCUUCCUGGUGUGGCGCUUCCUCCUGCGCAGGGACGAUGUCGAGCCUGGACCCUGGACCAAGGAGGGCAAGGACCGGAUCAAGAAGCUGGGGCUGACCAUGCAGUACCCAGAAGGCUACCUGGAGGCCCUUGCCCGGAGGCAGAAGGAAAAGGAGAACAACAAGAAGGCUGCCCCGGAGGAGGAGGAGGAGGAGGCGGAGGAGGAGGAGGAAGGCUUCACGUCCCCCAGGAAGGGCAAGCGGAAGAGCAAGUCGGCCGGAGGCAGCCGGGCCAGCAGCGGGUCCCUGCGAGAGACGCCCAAGAAGACCAGGGUGGAGCCCUACAGCCUCACCAGCCAGCAGAGCAGCCUCAUCAAGGAGGACAAGAGCAACACGAAGCUGUGGACCGAGAUCCUGAAGUCGCUCAAGGACGGGCCGAAAUUCCUGAGCAAAGUGGAAGAAACGUUCCUGUGUAUUUGCUGCCAGGAGCUGGUGUUCCGCCCUAUUACGACCGUAUGUCAGCAUAACGUGUGCAAGGAUUGCCUGGACAGAUCCUUCAAGGCCCAGGUGUUCAGCUGCCCGGCCUGCCGCUAUGACCUUGGCCGGAGCUACGCCAUGCAGGUGAACCAGCCGCUGCAGGCGGCCCUCAACGCGCUCUUCCCGGGCUACGGCAACGGACGGUGAUGCUCAAGCACUUCUCGCCGGGCGUUUUUAAAAAAACGUAUCAGAGGGGUCUUUGGCCCCUGUUUUGUUUUUAGUGGGCUUAACUUAAACAUGUAGUUUUUCCUCCACUCCCUAAAAAGCCUCGUCUUCCCGGUUUUGUUUUGUUUCGUUUUGUUUUAAUCUAUAAAUUUUCAGGAAUUUGUAUUAUGCCUCAAAGGAAGAAAGUUGGACUUCUCAAUGUUUUUAUCUUGGUUUUAUAAAAAGUACAAAGCCUGCAAUUUUAUCAGCCAAAAAGGAAAACAAAGAACUCAUAUUUUUUUCUUCUGAGGAUGGAAUUAGAAACGACUUGGCGUGAAGGCUGCUGAAGUUGCCAGUGUCAAGGUCUUAGACGUUCCUGCCCCGCUGCUGCCUAGAACAAUCUUCCCAAGGUUGGUGGGUUUGGCCCCGAAGGUGAAAUUUGUCGCCUAGAACCCAGCAAGGUGGUAUCUGGCGGUGGCCCUGGGGGUGGUGUGGCCCCGCCAGGAAACUGGAAAAGCAGAGAAGGCCAGUCGGGACCCAGUUGAAACUCCCCUCCAAGCCAUCCCCCGGCGCUCUGCUCCUGCGUCCCGGUCCCUACCGAGCGCACAGGCCCCCGGCCACCCGGGCUGAGAGUCGGGGCCACACCGAAGCUACCUCCACUAGACUCUCUGCUCCUCCAUCUGGACGCCACGGAAGCAAACGCACGGGGCCACAUUCAAGUGCCUUUGGUUCCUCCUUACUUUUCAGACGCGGGGCUCUUUUUCUUAGCACUGAAUCGUCGACAAUGCCAACCAGAUUCUAAAACUGUGGUCUGCCAGCACCUUCCUGGGGGCCCUGGGGGUGUGAGUGGGGACCGUCUGAGUUUUGUCGAUCCUUGAAAUUGAAUUUUCAACCCACCAAUUGGGAAUUACAAGAGGGACUUUUUUUUUUUAAUAAACACUUUUUUGAAAUGAAAUUUUUUUGUAGUUACUGUAUAUGUACCAAGAAAUCUAAUAACUUAGGGUUUGGUUGUAUUUUUGAGGGGGGGAGUUUUGUAUUUUUUGGAAUUUGUUAAUUUUCUUAACUUUACCAAAGUUUGCAGCUUAUACCUCAACAGAACAGGGAUAUUUUAAAUCACACAACUGCAGGCAGACAGGAACAAUACUGUUUUAAAGGUGUCUCUUUCCCCUCGUUCUUAGGUUGUUAAUGUAUUAGGAAGAAACCGCAAAAUCCUGUGUAGGCUUUUUCUAAGAAGUUCAAUAUUUUCUGUCCAGAUUUUAGAUUCUCAGAAUAAAUGCCUUUUACAGAUG
Vicugna pacos (alpaca) is the source of this 3760-nucleotide messenger RNA. The record is from RefSeq and is a predicted model, not a curated record. Lineage: Eukaryota; Metazoa; Chordata; Mammalia; Artiodactyla; Camelidae.